Molecule: messenger RNA, 2073 nt
Organism: Corylus avellana
Lineage: Eukaryota; Viridiplantae; Streptophyta; Magnoliopsida; Fagales; Betulaceae
Gene: KAT3
Product: potassium channel protein
Biological process (GO): potassium ion transport; transmembrane transport
Cellular component (GO): membrane
Molecular function (GO): voltage-gated potassium channel activity
Source: RefSeq, a predicted model, not a curated record
CUCUCUCUAUGAUUCCGGCAAAGAAUCAAUUAAGGAUGUCGUCGGAGACAAGGUCACCUCUACCUCUGCUGUUCCGAAGGCGGUCGAGUGAUGAGAUCAAGAACUUGACGUCAGUUUCCAGCAGCCUUUUACCGGCGUUUGGAACCGUCGUGGAUGACGGAUACUCGCAGCUUAAGAAAUAUGUUAUUGCUCCCUACGAUCGUAGAUACAGGUGGUGGCAGACAUUUCUGGUGGUGCUAGUCGUAUACUCAGCAUGGGCAUCACCUUUCGAGCUAGCUUUCCGAAAAGUUGCAACUGGGUCACUCAUGCCCGUUGAUUUAGUCGUAGAUGCCCUCUUUGCCGUCGAUAUUAUUGUUACUUUUUUUGUGGCUUACUUGGAUAAGUCAACCUAUCUCCUCGUAGAUGAUCACAAGAAAAUUGCUUUAAGGUAUGUCAGAAAAUUAUGGUUUCCCAUGGACGUGGCCUCAACCCUACCCUUUCAGUUAAUACACAGAAUCUUCACCAGCAGAAUGAACCAUGGUGAGCUCUUUGGCUUCCUCAACAUGCUUCGCCUAUGGCGACUCCGCCGUGUCAGUGAACUUUUCACAAGGCUAGAGAAAGACACACGCUUCAGCUACUUUUGGACAAGAUACUCUAAGCUAAUAUGCGUCACACUGUUUGCUGUGCACUCAGCUGGCUGCUUCUAUUUCUGGCUUGCCAUCAAUCAUAGCAAACCGGAGAACACGUGGAUUGGAACACUAGUCGAGGACUUUGAACAUAGGAGCAUUUGGUUGGGCUACACCUACUCCAUGUAUUGGUCAAUUGUCACCCUCACCACCGUUGGCUAUGGAGACCUGCAUGCAGUGAAUACAGGGGAGAAGGUUUUCAAUAUGUUAUACAUGCUAUUUAACAUUGGCCUCACUGCUUAUUUGAUUGGAAAUAUGACCAUUCUCAUCGUCCACAGUGCUUUACGAACAUUUAUCAUGAGAGAUGCCAUCAAUAAGACAUUGCGAUAUGCAAGCAAGAAUAGACUUCCAGAAGGCCUGAGAGAGCAAAUGCUGGCACACGUGCAACUCAAAUUCAAGACAGCAGAGCUAAAGCAGGAUAAAGUGCUAGAGGACCUGCCCAAGGCAAUAAGGUCAGGCAUUGCUCAGCAUCUUUUUUGCAGGACCGUUGAGACGGCCUACCUAUUUAAAGGAAUCUCCGAAGACCUUAUCAUCCAGUUGGUGUCAGAGAUUAGAGCAGAAUAUUUUCCACCUAAGGUGGAUAUUAUCUUACAAAACGAAAUACCAACAGAUUUCUACAUCAUAGUGUCAGGAGCAGUGGACAUGGUGACAUACAAGAAUGGGACAGAACAGUUUUUGUUAAAACUAGGAUCUGCAGACAUGGCAGGGGAAAUAGGGGUAAUUUUCAAUAUCCCACAACCUUUUACAGUGAGAACUAGGAGAUUGUCUCAGGUCAUUAGAAUCAGUCAUCAUGAUUUCAAGCAAAUGGUGCAGCAACAUGGUGAAGAUGGAAAGACAAUGAUCAACAACUUCAUUCAGUAUUUGAAGGGCUUAAAACAAGAGAUGCUAGAAGAAAUACCAUUUCUAACAGAAUUGCUUGGUGACCUGACUAUAGAGCAUACAGCACCAAAUGAGGGCACACAGAAUCAUGAAGCAUUGAGUUAUGACGAAGAUCCAAAUGUAGAAGGAACUCAAGAAACUUCUACAACAGUAUCAAGCACAUUUCCCAUAAGGUUGAUAGUCCAUGGCCAUCAUCCAAAUGAAAAUGCUAUGGAAGAUGACUCGAUGGGAAAGCUGAUAAAUCUGCCCGACUCAAUAGAAGACCUUUUCAGAUUAGCAGAGAAAAAAUUUGGCAAAAGAGGAAGCACAAUUCUCAUGGCUGAUGGCUCGGAAGUGGAAGAAUUGAGUGCUUUAAGAGAGAAUGAUCACUUGUUUAUCUUUUGAAAACUAAGACGACAUUUGACCAAAUGGAAGUGUAAGUCAUCUAUUACAAUGGUUAAGUGAUGAUUUCAAUCAUUUUCCAAGUAUUUUAGAUGCAUGAUGGUGGAAUACAUAACAGGGACAAAAAUAUAUGCCAAGUAUGAUAUGU